Messenger RNA from Arvicanthis niloticus (Nile rat), 4271 nucleotides. RefSeq names its product solute carrier family 25 member 51 (gene Slc25a51). Gene Ontology annotation, cellular component: mitochondrion. The record is from RefSeq and is a predicted model, not a curated record. NCBI's taxonomy places the organism in Eukaryota, Metazoa, Chordata, Mammalia, Rodentia, Muridae. Gene Ontology annotation, molecular function: NAD transmembrane transporter activity. Gene Ontology annotation, biological process: mitochondrial NAD transmembrane transport.
AGCUUAAGGCCGGGAAAAUUAACGGCACGCCCCUGGCCUGGCAAAAGGUGUGACGAGGUGUGACUACCAGGCCCAAAGCAGUUCGAGGCAGCCACAGCUACACCCAGACCGGAGCAAGGCGGUGCCCCGGUCACGUGGUCCGACGCUUCGCCCCGCCCCUAUCUCCGUCGGUCCUGUCUGCGCCUGCGCGGGCGCGGGCUCGCUCGCCGGCCGUCCUGCGGGCGGGCGCCCCGGGCCGUGGGAAAUGCAAUUAUCAAAAUUGACUUCAGAAGAGAGAAGGCUAACAAUGGAAAACACUGGGAAAGUUACCAGAAAGCUGUCAUCCUCAGUGCCAGGCUCAGCUGAUGUCACAGGUUAAAACAGUCUUCCCCAGAGAGGAAAGGUCGGAGCACCAUGAUGGACUCAGAAGCGCAUGACAAGAGGCCCCCAAUGUUGACAUCUUCAAACCAGGAUCUGUCACCUCACAUUGCGGAUGUGGGGGACAUAAAGCAUUACUUGUGUGGCUGCUGCGCAGCUUUCAACAACGUGGCCAUCACAUACCCUGUUCAGAAGAUUCUCUUCCGGCAGCAGCUGUACGGCAUCAAAACUCGGGAUGCAAUCCUGCAGUUGAGGAAGGAUGGGUUCCGAAACUUGUACCGAGGAAUCCUCCCCCCACUGAUGCAGAAGACGACCACGCUGGCGCUUAUGUUUGGUCUGUAUGAGGACCUGUCGCGCCUCCUCCGCAAGCAUGUGAGCAGUGCUCCCGAGUUUGCCACCCGAAGUGUGGCAGCGCUGCUCGCCGGGACAACAGAAGCCAUUCUCACUCCAUUCGAAAGGGUUCAGACUUUGCUUCAGGACCACAAGCAUCACGAUAAGUUCACAAACACUUACCAGGCCUUCCGGGCGCUCAGAUGCCAUGGGAUUGCAGAGUAUUACCGAGGCCUGGUGCCCAUCCUUUUCCGAAAUGGGUUCAGCAAUAUCCUUUUUUUUGGCCUUCGAGGGCCCAUUAAGGAGCAUCUGCCUACUGCCACUACACACAGUGCACAUCUGGUCAACGACUUCAUCUGUGGAGGUGUGCUCGGAGCCAUGCUGGGGUUCCUAAGCUUCCCAGUCAAUGUUGUCAAAGCCCGAAUACAGUCUCAGAUUGGCGGGCCAUUCCAGUCUCUCCCCAUGGUCUUCAAGACAAUCUGGAUAGAACGGGACAGGAAACUGAUCAAUCUUUUCAGAGGUGCACAUCUGAAUUACCACCGUUCUCUCAUCUCCUGGGGAAUAAUCAAUGCAACUUAUGAGUUUUUGUUAAAGAUUGUGUGAUGAGGCCACUACCUGAGAUGUUAUUCUCAACUAGCUAGACCUAAGGAAAAUGCAAUUUGGCAUUGUUCCUAAUUGGCUUACAUACAAGUUGGUGUCAUUAAGACCAAGCCAUAAUUUACAGACAAAGCAUUGACAAAAACAGAGGAAAGGUUUCAGUGGGCAGGUGUCAAGGUUAGGGUUUGGUCAUUACUCCAGAACUUUAGGCUGUUGCCUGGGAACCAGCCUGUACCUGAUGACCUUUCAGGGCGGCUGCCAGCUGAGAUUGAUUUCUUUUCCUCCCGGAAGGGUUGCUAGGCCUUCUGCGUGGAAACCAUGGCGUCAGCAGCCGGAGCACGUGCUCCUAGCCCAGGGCUUCUCAGGCUCACUCUCACCUCAUCUAUUUCGUCUCUGCUCUUAGGAGGGUCAUCGGCAUGAAACCCCAGCUCUGCACGAGGACUGGAGCAGAGAUGGCUCAGAGCCAUGCUUGUCGCCCCGAUAUGACUUGUUGGGUUAGCUGUUGAGACAGUCAUGAACCAAACCGUUUCUGUUGAGAUGAGAUGGAGGUGAGCAGCUAAGGAAAGCUUCCAUUUUGCUGUUUAGCUUUGAACAUUUUCUGUUUAAUUCUGAAUUUGACUUUAAGCCCUUCCAGAAUGUCCUUGUGCUGUUUUUACUGAAUUCAUUGCCAAAAGCUAGGGUGCCCUCGUUAACUUGUGUUGUGUGCUUCAUCGUGUUCACGGCGAGCUCUACUGUUUUGCUUGACUUCUUUGUGCUACUGGUGUCAACACAGCCGACCAGUGGGGACAUUGUCCCUUGUGAGUAGUAACUGUCAUGUCUAUCUUGUUUUCUGGUACUAGACUUUAAGAAAAUAAACACUUCCAUAAAGUUUUAUUUUGGGAGUCUUAAUACAACCCCAGGUCUUCUUUUUUUCUGGUUUCUCAGUGCUGCAGAGCAAGGUAAGGAGCGGAGGGUGCUUCCCCUCCAUCUGGCCCUCCUUCUGUUUCUCUGGAAAGAAAGAUUUCAGGGUUGUGACACUCUAGGAGAGCCCGGUUGCCACUGUGCCAUUUAGGAGCGUGCUCUGAGUAACAGCACUGACUUCUGGAGCUCAGGGAGGAUUCAGCUGGCAGGAACCAGGUCAGGAAGCCACAUAGUUUAUUUUCUGGGUAAAUGUAACGCGACUCACAAUUCAACUGAAAUAACAUUAGUCUGGAGAGGUAGCUUAGAAUCUUAAAGAAGCUGUCUGUAAACACCAUAGGUAAGCUUGUUUCCCAGGAUUUAACAUAAGAAAGUCAAUUUCUUUGUUUUUUUAAAUGGUGCUAGGGAUUGAACCCAGGGCCUUGUACAUCCUAGGCAAAUGCUAGCCCACUCAGCUACACUCCAUCCUCCCCAUGGUUGGUUUUACUUGAUUUUUUUUUUUUUAAUUUUGAGACAGGUUCUCAGCAUGUAGCCCAGGCUGGUCUUGAACUCACCUAGCUCUGCCUUCUGAGUGCUGGGAUUAAAGGUGUGAGCUGCCAUACCUGGCAUCCCCAGUCCUUAAGGAUAAGUUUCUUACUAACAGUUUUUCAUCUGUGGGUAAUUGCAUACUCUGUGUGUGUGUGUGUGUGUGUGUGUGUAUACCUACAAACCGAAAUCAGACCCUCAACUGCAGUUUGAGCGAAGUUUCUGGGGAAGGUGAUCCAAAGCAGCUCUUAACCUGUACACUGAAGCUGGUUAAAUAAAGCUAACGUCACCCAGCUGUAAAGGUUGGGUAAAAAAGCCUAGUAAGUAUUGGAUGAGAGUAACGGAGGCAGCGGCUUUGGAGCGACACUGAUGGAAGAGUUUGUGCAGUGCGGUGCAGACAUUAGGGGCAGAUGACAUUAAGUGACUCAGCAGACAAGAAUUUGACCGAAACACAUCUGAGUAGUACUGUGUAUUCAGUUAGGAUUUGAAGGUGAGAACUCUCACUAAUGAGAGGUGGCAUCUUGGUUCCUGACUCCCGUGUCCACAGGCAGUAUUGCACACCCAGGGGCCUUCCCAGAUGCAGCUCAGGGGAGGGGAGGUAACCAGGGAUUAUGCUUGGCCCUGGGCCUGAGCGUCAUUGGCCUUCAGUGAGCGAGAGGCUUUGUUUUCUCUACACUCCAUGCACGUGGUUUGAAGUUUUAGUUGUAAAGCACUCCUGUGAAGCUCACAAGAUGUCUAAGGGGAAUGCUUUGCCUUUGCUGUCUUAAUUAUGGGGCAUUUUAAAGCAAAAUUAAACUUCCUAAUGCCUUUUAAUUUUUAAACACUGUGUCACCCUUAGAGCUCUUAGACUAGAUUGCAGUAUAUUACAGAGGUGGCUUUGUCUGAUAAAUUUGAUAAAAAAAAAAUUCAGAACUUGUAACUCACUUUGAACUUUUAUAUCAGAAUGUACUUAAGAGUCUUAACUAGUGCGGUGAUAUUUUUUAAGGGCAGAAAGACUAAAGAACUCUCUGAAAAGCUUUAAAGUGGCCUUUGUGUAUCAUGUGUGGCACAGGUGGCUCAUGAGUGCAGGACAGGAGUGUGUCCUGUGUGUCCUAUCUGAUGCCACCAGAAACCUACGAGUUUCGCAUUUAACACCCCAGUGCUGGGAAGCUCAGGACUGCAGCAGAGUCGACACAGCCUUUGCAUUGCGGAAAACUGGUGUUUUGCUUCCUUUGUGGUUAGAGACAGAUGUUUGUGCCUAUCAACAUUCAUCUUGUGGUUGGUCAUAUAAUCACCUGCUAUAUAUUGUGACCCUGUGCAAUAAAGCAGAAUUGUACAUAAAUAGUUAUUUUUGUGUUCCUGAAAUUCCUAAGCUCAAUUACAAUGUAGAUAAACUUGUAAGGUUUAAGGGCUGGCGUCAUAUAAGUGGGUAACAGAGAAUGAACCCUGGUUUGAGGGUGGUCAGAGCCGGGUGGGUGCAAUCACAGCUGAGCCAGACUGUUGGUAGGAAGGCAUUCAUACUUGGGUUUCCUAUGUCAAAUGUAUUUUUUCCUCAUAUACAAAUAAAUGCAUAUCAAAAACUUGAA